AUGGAUUUUAAGAGCGUGGUGUACAACGCUGCGAGGGACGGCAAGCUGAAACGUCUCAAGGUGUUCCUAGAGCAUCGAGGCAAGGAUGAGGUAGGUCAGUUGGUUGGUGCAAAGACUCAUGGCGCAACACCCUUAGUCAUGGCAUGCCGGAAUGGGCAUUAUGAUGUGGCCGAAUACCUCAUCGAAAAAUGUGGGGCGGACGUGGAACAACCUGGAUCAGUGGUGUUCGAGGGAGAGACGAUCGAAGGUGCACCGCCUCUAUGGUGUGCGGCAGCCGCUGGUCAUCUUGCACUGGUCAAGUUGUUGGUGAAACGAGGCGCCAAAGUCAACUCGAUCACGAAGACCAACUCCACGCCUCUCCGUGCCGCCUGUUUUGACGGACACUACGACAUUGUAAAAUUUCUGGUGAAUAAUGGUGCAGAUAUCGAGAUGGCGAAUCGACAUGGGCAUACGUGCCUGAUGAUUGCGUGCUACCGCGGUCACAUUAAAAUCGCAAAGUUCCUACUCUCCCUGAACGCGGACGCGAACCGCAAAUCUGUGAAAGGCAACACGGCGCUGCACGACUGCGCCGAGAGUGGAUCCCUGGAGAUACUGAAGGUACUCGUCGAGCACGGCGCCAAGAUGGACGUGGACUCUUACGGGAUGACGCCACUCCUCGCGGCAGCAGUAACAGGUCAUACACACAUCGUCGAGUACCUCAUAAGCAUUCCGGAUCUAUUCGAUAGGAAGGCACACAUUGACGCCCUGGAGCUACUCGGAGCUACAUACGUGGACAAGAAGAGGGACAUGAUCGGCGCCUUGCAGUUCUGGAAACGAGCCAUGAAUGAACGAUACCGAGGAGACCGUCCGGUGAUAUCAAAACCUGAAUUCUCGCCCGUCGUAGCCGCUUACGAUUUCGCCCGUGAGGUGAGCGAACCCGAGGCUCUGGACGAUCUGUUGGCAGAUCCGGACGAGAUGCGUAUGCAGGCACUAGUGAUCAGAGAACGAAUAUUAGGACCGGCUCAUCCUGAUACGAGUUACUACAUCAGGUACCGCGGAGCGGUCUACGCAGAUGCUGGUAAAUUCAGCCGUUGCAUCGAGCUGUGGAACUACGCCCUCGACAUGCAGCAAGACAUGCUGGAUCCGCUGAAUCCAAUGACACAAAGCUCUUUAUUCAGUUUCACCGAGCUCUUCAGUUUCAUGAUGGGCGAGGAAGGAAGGCAGACGGUUAGAGGCCGUAGGGUACCGCCGGUAGAGAGGCGAGAUCUCAUGAGAGUUUUCCAGAAAGCUGUCAAGGAAGUGAAGAAGGGGAAACAAAUGGUGGACAAAUUGGGCGAUCAGGUGUGCGAGCGUGAUCUGACGUUUCUGAAUAGAGUUCUCGUCAUUACUCUGCACCUCGCAUGCUUGUUGACGCGCGAGACGGGUGAGGACAACAUUGAGGAACACUUUGCCUUGCACAAGGAGCUCUACGACCUAAUCCAAAUAAACGCCAGAGGCAGGCAGGGUCGCGAUGCACUACAAUUGGUUCACAGCGAGGACGGUGCUCUGGUCGGGAGGUAUCCCACGUGCAAGUUUCCAUCCUCUUACUUGACUAAAGCUCUGCUCAGAGUAGGCGCGAACGUGAAUGCGAAGGACAACGACGGCAACACGGCCCUCCACUUGGCUGCGUUAUUGCGCCCUUGGCAACCGCGCUUAGCGAUCGAUCUGCUCGACGCCGGCGCGCAUCUCGACGCGGUUAACAACGACGGCAACACGUUCGAGACGCUGUUGUGUGACAAGAAACUCUAUGAUUCGAUUUACCCGGUUAGGUAUACCACGCUCGCGUGCUUGGCUGCGCGAGUGGUCAAGCAAACGUACAGGGAAAGCAGUGUGCCACGUUACCUACGCGCUUUCGUCAAGAUGCAUUAACAGGAUCCUGAAGAGCUGCGGCACUGCGAUCUCGAAGCGAUCUUACGUUUAUUUUUCUGAUUACUGACUGAUUACUGAGAGAGUUUGACUACUGCGGGAUGUAAUAAUGAUCGUUGACGAAAACAUGCUAACUUUUACCCGUUGUCAUUCACUCAUCUUCUAACAAUCUGAACCUCACUCUUUUACUAUGCAGUACCCAUACUGAAACAAAGGUAAAAGAAUGAAACACAAAGAAAAAACAAAGAAAAAGAAUAAAAAGUACUAUCAGACUCCUGAUCAUCCUGAUGUGCCACGCGGUUACGGGUGCAAUGAAUUAAGUACGGGAACACGGGAUGGACCUCGGUUUUGAAAAGUCCAAAAGUCGAUUCCCACUCACCACUGGGCACGACGUUCACGAUGACUUCCUGGUUCGAUGUUACUUAUCUCAUCGUUUGGAGAUCACACAGUUGUCUAUAGUAAUUUUUCAAUAUUGAUUCUCUCUCUUCGGUCAGCUGUUCAGCGAGGAAUCAAUAUACUAGAUGGAUUAGCACGGACGCAAAAAUACAAUUUUCAUUACCAGCGAUAUAGAACGCACCACAAUAACACGAAGCGCACACAAUCCCAAAAAGAACUCUUGAUAGCCUCUCCCGUAAUAUAAAAAAUACAUGUUUUGUAGUAAUAAGACUUUUGCAAAGGGAUAUAAAGGAUUUCCCCUUUUACCUCGGUUGAUAAUCCUUUCUUUGUGCUUUGUAUUUAACUUAUUCGAUGUAAAGGAAAAGACAUCAAGUGCACUUUUGCACUUUUCUAACAAUUGCGGCGACGUUGUAUUGCGUUUUGCUAUUGAACAUGUGAUAUUUAAUAAAAUGCAAUAUUUUAAAUUUUACCUGUAUAUUUGUAUACACGUAUUUCGAUACGGCAAUAACGAAAUACGUUCUUGCGAAAAUUCAUGCAUUAUCGAAUAUUAUAUGUCCCAAUAAAUGUAAAACGAUUAAGUAAAACAAUUAGAAAACAUUUCAAAAAUACGAGUUUUUGACUCUCGCUCUUUCUCUCUCUUGGACAUUAUAAAUAUUAUACGUGUAAUGUUAUAUAAAUCCAAGAAAGAAUUUUUAAAGGAUUACAAUAAAAUCAUGUAUAUAUUAAUGACUAUAUACAUACGAUGAUACGAGAGAAACACUGACUCCCGGGAUGAAUAAGAUACGAUCGAGCACUGACCAGCAUUGGUCACGCGACGAUAAUGACGCAAAGAUAUCGAAUAAUGUGAUCUUAUUAUUACAAACUCGGCUAAUUGAGAGAUAAGGCCUUUCCCUUAUACAUAAACCCCGCGCGCAAGCCAUAUUAUAUAUAUACAUACAUACUACGUUGAUAACACUUAGCGUUGAUGACUAUAUUCAAGUGUAACUGAAAUGUGUAACCUUAGAGAAGUGACUUUUUACCUUGCUGUAUAAACGAGAUAAAGAGAAGAACAUGGAUUUGUAAUAAAAGUUUUCUGACUCU
Messenger RNA from Ooceraea biroi (clonal raider ant), 3360 nucleotides. RefSeq names its product protein fem-1 homolog CG6966. NCBI's taxonomy places the organism in Eukaryota, Metazoa, Arthropoda, Insecta, Hymenoptera, Formicidae. The record is from RefSeq and is a predicted model, not a curated record. Gene Ontology annotation, molecular function: protein binding. Gene Ontology annotation, biological process: ubiquitin-dependent protein catabolic process. Gene Ontology annotation, cellular component: ubiquitin ligase complex.